AUGGCGUCCCGACUGACCUUGUUAAGAAACUUGACUUUUAGAAGGAAUCUUCGCCUUCUUUGCUCACAGGUAAGACGAUCAGUGUACCACAAACUUUCUUUGCCUUGAUUCUUUGAAAUGACGACUUACUUUUUUCAGAGCCGGCCAAGUCUUGCUAGGACGCGAUCGAUUUUGCCUCAUGCAUCCUUCCAGCUGAACGCGAUCAGUUUUGAUAAGGUAACCUCUCGAGUAUUCAAGAAAUCUUGUUGCAAUAUUUUAUUAUUAUUAUUUUUCUAAGAAUAAGCGUGUUUCCUAUUCCGUUUAAACUUUCAGAGGAUGGUAAACCAAGGACAGGCUUUGCGAUUUCUAAGAACAACCUCAGGUUUGUUUGAACAUUUCUCUAUCAGCUGAACAUUAAUAAGAUUAUUUUGUCAUCUCGAUUUGUGUGAUGAUCUUGUUUUAACUUAUUUCUGUUUUUACUUAUACCAGUCAUCAACAAUUUGGCGUUCUAUAUGUAUUAUUUUACCGCCCUCUCAGUGACAGAUCUUUACAAAAACUCGUAAAAGUGUCUAAGUUUGUUGGGGGUGUGUCGGGGGAGGGGUAGAAUUUUUCCUUAGGGUUUGGAGAGUAAAUAUCUUGAAGAGGGUUCCUUUUUCAUUAACACAAACUUAUUUGUGUCAUUCAAGUGAACAGUUUGCAAGGUACAAUCGGUUACAAAUUAAAAAACACAAAAAAAUUAAAGAAUAAUGAGGUACCUGACGGGAAAACUAGUUAAAGAGAGAACCCUUCUGUACUUUUACAUGAGGCAAAAACUUUUUCUCAUUGAUAAUAUGCUACAACUAAUUUGAUUAGAAAUGCUGGACUGGCAAAAGAGCAUUCUCAUCUUUUCUUGCCAGUUACCAAUGCAACCAUCAUUCUUUUUUGUUUUCAAUCAUUCUAGCCACAGAGUGAAUCAUUUAUUAAUAAUUUUGUAUGGCUGUGAUUGUUAUGUACUGAUAAUCUGUUUGUUUGUUUGUUUUUUAAGGUAUGAAUGGAGAAAUUCUGCCAUUCAAAUUAUCUGACAUAGGAGAAGGAAUAGCUGAAGUAACAAUCAAAGAAUGGUAUGAGAUGUUCUUUUGUACUUUCUCUUGCCUUGCAACCUAUAUCUGUGAAUUAAAUAGUAAUAAAAAUGAUAUAUAAUUUAAUCUGGAAAAAGAAAUAAUUAUUCUUAAUCUCUGAAAAGAUAAAUGCAAGUUUAAAAAUAUUUGUACAGACAUGAUUGUUCGUUUUUUUUGGAGACCAUAACAUUUAGUCCACAUCAAAAUUUUCUGGUCAAGAGGUGGUUCAACCCUUUUACUGCCAGAGUGAAUAAUGGAGUUUUGUAAGGUGACUCUAACUUUUGAGUCCAAGGACAAAAUCCUAUGUAGUGACCAUUCCAAUGAAACCUCUCUACCUGUACUUUCACAUGGUACUGUUUGUUUCUUCAUGGUGCAGUUUUUUUGUUGUUUUGCUAUUAAUUUUAUUUUGUUUGUCAGAUUUUGCAUUUGGCCACAUUUGGCAGUGAAAGGGUGAAAUCAGGUUUAGAAACCAAUAAAAAUUGAGGGUUCUGUUAAUUUAGAUCAGAGAAGAGACCUAUUUGUGUUUUCUCUUUAGGUUUGUGAAGCCAGGUGAUCAUGUCAGUCAGUUUGACAGCAUUUGUGAAGUACAGAGUGAUAAGGUUGGUAGAGCUGUGCACAUAAGGUACAGGCAACCCACAGCAUAUACAUCUUAUUUUCAGUGAACAUUAAUAACAGUUAAGUCUCAAAUUCUUGAACCACCUUGGUUCUAGUAAAAUGUGGUGAAGGGAAGUAAGGUUUGGUUCAAAUUAUCAUGAAUUCCAAAAAGCGAGGGUUCAAGAAAUCAGGAUUCUACUGUAUUGAUAUUGUUGUUUUUUCUCUGGCUGUAGUAUUUUGUUAGAAUUUUCAGAACAUUGACCUUGAGUAGCUGGUUUUCUGAAAGAGUUUGAGAGAGUUAGUUUGACUUAGUUAUUUGCAUACACAGAAAAAAGUAGAGAUUUUUUAUUACUCUACAGUUCAGUUUGCGUAAGAGCUGAGAAAACAGCCAAUGAAUUAUUGACCUGAAGCUAUGAAGCCCGUAGUGUUUACCUAACAUUUAGUUACAAUAAUUGUGGACCCUUAGAUUACAGACAAACAAACUUCAUUCUGUUUGUUGAUAUGUUAGGCAUCUGUUACCAUCACCAGUCGUUUUGAUGGAAUCAUCACCAAACUUUAUUAUGAAGUAGAUAAUACAGCUAAAGUUGGACAGCCCCUGGUGGAUAUAGAGAUCACCUCCUCCACAGAGACCAGUAAGUUUAUACCCUGCCUUUAUUGCCAGGAGUGUCUGUAAUUAAAUUUUGCUGAAAAGCCUAAUUGUAAUUUGGUGCAUUAGCUUAGUUAGUUUGGUUAAGUGCCAUCCCUUGCCUGUUGAUUGCCAUCUCUUGCCAGUCACAUUUCUCCAGCAUUCUUGUUCUCAGUUCUCUAACAGUUGCAAACCUAGCAUCCUCAAGAAGAGUGUGUGCCAUACUAAGCACUAAAUCUAGCUUCAUGUGAAAGUACUGUGGAAGAGGUUAUUAUUGGGUUAUAAGGAUUUCUUGUACAGACUCACCUUAUACAGCGUGAUAUGCAGUGCUACAGGAAAGUACUGCUCAGAAGAUUUCAUUUCAAAGGACACUCUCAAUCGCACUCAAGGAUUACAUCCGUAGAAUCAAAGUUAGAACUACAUGAUAAAUUAUGCGUAUCUGCCCUUUUUGACUUAAGAUGUAAAAAGCUUCAAACUGAAAGUGUGAUAAUUAAAAAACAUUGAGACUUGCUUUUGAAAACUUCAAUUCUCAUUUACCAUCUACCAUCCAUUGUACGUGAAUUCCACUGAUGUAACUUUGUUCAGUAUGUACAGACUGUACCUCUCAAAUCAUUGUUCUCGUUUUUAGAUGCUGACAAAGUUCCGAGCCCAGCUGAAGAUGUCAUGGCUGCCCAGCAGAAGCCCAAACCAACACAUGCUAUAGAAGAACCUCUUCCUCCACCACCCCCAUCCCCACAGUCAACAGCAUCACAAUCUAUGGCUCCCUCAUCCCCUCCCCCACAAGCUUCAGAACAGAUGAAGAGUGGUAGUGGAAAAGUUCUUGCCACUCCUGCAGUGCGCAAGAUUGCAAUGGAGCACCAUGUAAGUGGAAUGCUUUGCCCAGCUACAAAGCUGACCACCCAUUCUUUCAGUAUUUCUGACACAAAACCAACUCACUGGCUUGCUUGAUCUCUUUGCCACUUGAAAACUAUAAUUUUAAUUUCGAGUUCAUGUGCUGCUUUUCUAGAUAACUCUGGCGGAUGUUUCAGGAACAGGCAAAGAUGGUAGAAUCUUGAAAGAAGAUAUUAUGAAUUACAUUGAAAAAAUGAAAUCAGCACCUGCACCUGCAGGUAAGUACGCCAUCACAAUUAAUGUCAUCAGGAUUGAACCAUGUGGAUUGGACCUCCUCCCAUACAGCAUUCCAUAAUAAUACUUCCAUUCACCAUCAAUGUUGAACUCGCAGUCUUAGUGGCAUUUAGAUCAUCUUUUAUAUAUAGCUGCCAAUUCGUUAUGAAUAAAAUCCAGAAUUUUAAUGCCUGGAUAAGCAAUUAUUCAGAACUCCAAUGUUUGGAAAAGGCAGCAACAAGAAUUCCAAUGUUUGGAAAAGCCAAAGUCCAGAAUUCCAAUCUUUGGAAAAGCCAAAAUCCAGAAUUCCAAUGUUCGGAAAAGCCAAAAUUCAGAAUUUCAAUGUUCGGAAAUGCAAAAAUCUAGAAUUCAAUAAACUGCAAAAUUUGCAAAAUUACAUAUCUCUACUGUCUGUUAGGGGAGUGUGGAUUUUUUCUGGAAUAACUUAUAACCCAGUCAACAAUCAAGUUUGAGCAGCUGAGCAGCAAAUGGAAAAUUAUUUUUUAUAACAGACUUUGAUUCUUGAGGCUAAACUUAUACUGAAGAAAUUGAAAAGUCAGAUUAAUUAGAUAAGUCUUCAACCUUUGACCAGUGAUGAUCUUCGAUUAUCUUCUGGGAACAUCAAACAUUUAUAAACUGACAAGGUCACUGGAUCUGUAUCUUUGGUAUAGAUAGUUGAUGUGACUUUACAAGAAAUCUCCAUGACUCACCGACCUUUUAUGCCAAUUAUGUGUCUUUACAGCUCCUUCGACCCCUGCAGUUGAUGUGCAAGAAGCAGUCCCCACUGCCCCACCCACUCCAGUCAGAAGACCUGAAACAAUGCUGGAGGAUAGAACAGAACCAAUCAGAGGAAUUAGAAAAGCUAUGGCCAAAGUAAUGACUGCAUCUAAUGCAAUCCCUCAUUUUGGCUACAACGAUGAAAUAGUUCUAAAUGAGCUGGUCCGGUAAGUACCUCGCCUGUGUACAGACGUCCCCCUCCCCUCAAAAAAAAUGGGGGAGAGAGUCUGUCUCCCCAGUUUUUUCUGAGAGGAGGGGGGCAUUUGUACACAGGCAAGUAAGUACCUUCUAUAGAUUGUUUUUACUCACGUGAUCAGCAGCUAUGCAAAUUUCUUCAAGUUAAACAAUAUUUUUACAUGAGAUGAAAGUUCACUCUCCACAGGAUUUUUCUGUCUGCGCUGUUUCAUUGUUUUAAAUACCAGUAUUAGCUGUUAGGGUAAAAUUCCGACAAGCGACAUGGCCUUGAAACAGCGACAUAAGACAGAUGAAAUGGUGACAUAAGACAUAAAGAUGGGUUAAAUACCAACGGGGAAUUGGAAUUUUGAAACGUUGGUUUUUUUAGGAGAAAACUGGAGUACCCAGAAAAAACCUCUUACAUCGAAAAAGAACCAGCAACAAACUCAACCCUUCCUGAAGACACUGGGCUUGUUUAAUGAGACCUCUUCUUCAGUACACUUUUCCGAAAAUGGUUAUAAGCAACUGCUUUUUAUUGUUUUUUCUUUUAUCUUGGGCACCUCUUUGGAGUAACAAGGUUAAUAAGUUGUUUAGUAAUCAUAUGGUACAAUGAUUAUUUUAUGGUCACAUAGUAUUUUUCUCUCUUCCAGGUUAAGAAACCAGAGUAAAGAAUCAUUCCAGAACAGAGGAGUAAAGCUAUCAUUUAUGCCAUUAUUUAUCAAGGCAACAUCCAUGGCCUUGUUACACUUUCCAGUACUCAAUAGUUCAGUGGAUGCAGAAUGCGAGAAUCUCACUUUCAAGGUCGGUUGUGUGGUGAAAAUGCUGUUAACGACUCUGAAAAAAAAUUUUGGAGGACGUUGAGAGAUGGUACAUUUUCAAAUCAUAGAACGGAAACCAACUCUCUUGCAGACAAAUACUUUGGCCAUUUUCAGAGCUCUGAACUGAACAUUUGUUUGUAUAUAUUUUUCAGGGUUCCCACAAUAUUGGUGUUGCCAUGGAUACUCAGCAAGGCUUAUUAGUGCCGAAUAUUAAAAAUGUCCAGAACAAAUCAGUAUUUGAUAUUGCUGUUGAACUUAACAGACUUCAUCAGCUGGGACUCAGCGGAAAGUUAUCCCCAGAUGAUUUGUCAGGAGGGACUUUCACUCUAUCAAACAUUGGAACAGUGAGUGCUUAUCUCAAAAUACACUGUAUGCAAUAACAAGAGUUGAUACCUGGGUGGGGUGGGGGGUUACUGUGAUAUAUGGACUAUAUAGGUAUGUGCCGCUGUGAAGGGUAUGAUUUUCAAGAGGUUUAGUGUGGGAUAGGGUAUAAAAAUAAGAGAAUCCUUAGGAUAGGGUACCUUUUACCAAGAAACUGAUCAUCUGGUUGAAGAUUUUAGUCUAGACUAGGAAACUGGGAAUAAACACUCACAAAUAUGAAACUGGCAAAUUUUAAUUUACCCGCACCUUAAUUUACAUCAAUAGCAAAGAAACGUAGAACCUCGGUAGUUUCUGGAGAAUUUUAACUGUAGGAUAAGAGGACAUUUGGGGGGUAUAUUCUAGUACAGGGUUGCAAAAUUCACCUGAACUAGGUCUGGUAUAGCCUGUAUACAGAACCCCCCUCCCCUCAGUAGAACUGAUUUUUACUGAGGGGAGGGGGGUCUGUACACAGGCUAGGUCUGGUAUAGGCUGAGGAUUCCCGGGGGAUCUCUUGAAAACAAAGACCCUUAAGACCAACCUCCCUGCUGGGAGUUGACGCUUGAGAGCUCUGAUUACAGAAAGUAGUGGAACCAAUCUCAUGUCAUGCAUGUAGGUUGAUACGGACUAACUUGGUGCAUUUUCCUGGGUCUUUAUCAACUAUAGAUUGGAGGAACAUAUGCUAAACCAGUGAUCAUGCCACCAGAGGUAGCCAUUGGUGCAAUUGGGAGACUACAGGUUAGUACACAGUGUAACAUAGGCUUGAUUUAGACUUUUGUGUUUAUGAGACGCUGCUCAACAUGUCUCCUUCAAUUGCAUUUAGAUGUGUUCAUUAUUUACCAGCUGGCUAGACAAGAUGCAGUCCAUGUCUUCAGUAUAUAAAUUCAGAUAUUUUAAAACAAGAACUAAAUGGUACAGAAGUUUUCUGGAAAAUUUUAGAUGCGGGAAAUUCUGGUACUAAACAUUGAUCAAGGUUGUUGAUAGUUGCAGGGUUCUCAAUAGAAGGCGGCACCCGGCGAUUGAUCGCCGCUUACUUUGGGAUUUAUAGCCGCUUACUUUGUGUUUAAGUCGCUUUUCUUUGCUUUGUUUUGACACCUCUGGCUUUGCUGAAGAGCCUCCUACUUUAUCAGUGAUCACCUCCUACUUAAAAAUCUAUUGAGAACCCUGUAGUUGUGGAUGUUUUUUAAACUUUGGGUUUUGCCUUAGGGCAAGGAAUAACCAGAAGGAAGAAACCAAUCAAUGCAAUACUUUGAAUGUUAAAUUUUAAAUUUGAACCAUGCCAGGAGUCUAGCUAUUAUAAAAGCAUAGAUUACAUACUUACAUGUACUUCCAUUCGAUGCCUAAAAGACAACAGGAAGAAAACUUGCCCCAUAAGGUUUGAUCUCUCAUGCAACUUUCAAGAUCUCUAAGGUUCUUUAGCCCAGUUUCUCUCAGCGAUGUCAGCUGUUGUGCUGGAGGGCUCUCAUCACCAAAAACAUGUAUAAACAUCUGCAAACCUUUGUUAGCUGUUUUCCACCCUGACAAUCUUACUCAACCUACUUAUUAAAUGACUCCUGUGUUCAAACCUUUCACAGGAAUUACCCAGGUUUGACGAUAAAGACAAUGUAUACAAGGCGUACAUAGUCAAUGUGAGCUGGUCAGCUGAUCACAGAGUCAUAGAAGGAGCUACCAUGGCAAGAUUCUCUAAUCUGUGGAAAUCAUAUCUUGAAAAUCCUGCAGCAAUGAUGGUGGACUUGAGAUAACACUCCAUGUCAUAACUGAUUAAAAGACUGGCAGUCUUAUAAUUUUAUUAUCAGUAUAAAUUUCUCCUUGUUAUGGUUGCUCAAUGACUGAGCAUUUUAUGCAUCAUGCAAUUAAAUGCAUGCAGGGUGAGAUGAACAUUUUAUGAAUUGCUUGCCCAUUGCAUAAGAUCAGUAGCAUGGAACAAUAAAUUCGGCAGGCAUACCAACCCUCUUUGUCACAGACAGUUUCUUAUCUUGGCAAAGGUUCCUUGCCCAUGGGACAACUCACAAUUUGGCUAAUAUUAACACACGCUAGCCCAUAGGAUGGCUCCAUUAGCCCUGGCUAUCAAACAACAAUUUAUGUGUUGAAUGAAAAAAAUAUUCAGAGGUCGAUUUUACCUUAAAUGGAGG
This is a messenger RNA of Porites lobata, 7657 nucleotides long. Lineage: Eukaryota; Metazoa; Cnidaria; Anthozoa; Scleractinia; Poritidae. The record is from the annotation of a GenBank genome assembly.